Messenger RNA from Diaporthe batatas, 978 nucleotides. RefSeq lists its product as uncharacterized. The record is from RefSeq and is a predicted model, not a curated record. The transcript has 2 exons. Bases 1 to 978 code for a protein of 325 amino acids. NCBI's taxonomy places the organism in Eukaryota, Fungi, Ascomycota, Sordariomycetes, Diaporthales, Diaporthaceae.
AUGGUGUCAGAGCUCAAGGAGGCGCACGACGGCAUGAUCCACCAGGAAGGGGAUCUCAGCUUCAGUCAACAACGACGGUCAUUUGAGUACAUCUUUUGGCCGCCUCUGCCGAAAUGGUGUCUCGUUCCAUUUGAAAUCACAGCGGCGACAUUGCGCACGGCGAAGGGGCAAUGGAACCCGAUCCGCUACGGGCUCGGACAGAAUUCUGCAGACCAUAUGUGGAAGAACGGCGUGCUCGCGGUCUUUCAACCGUGGAGGCGACUCGGUCAGGCCCAGUUCGACCAUCUCUUGAUCCCCGUCUACUUCCCAUGGCAGGACGAGAGCACCCCAGACGAGGUCCCGAUGUACGGCCUGGUCCACUUGAGCAAGGGGUCCAGGACGGCAUACCUGCACGUCAUGUCGGAGUGGCAGCAGCAAGUCUUCGACGCCCCCGAACAGAACAAGAUGUGGGCGGAGGGGCUCGUGGAGCAGCUGACAUCCGAGAAGGGCGUCGACAGGGGUCUGUUCCUUGGGGGAGAUGCCUCGAUCAAGAUCAAAUACGUGCCCAACCGUGUGGGGCCCGGAUGGAAGAACCUGGGGUGGAGGGGCAGGGACAUGGCCGAGCUCAGCAAAUUGAGCUUCUACUACAUCGUCUACGCGGCGACACAGCUGGCCGUCCACGGCAGAAACGACGUCAUGAUCCCACAGUUUGGGCUCCAAGAAGUCUUCGCCGGCCUGGCUCAGGCGCUGCUGGGCGUCAGCACUGCUUUGGACAAUGCAGAUGAGGGCCGGAAGUCAGUCAGGGAUGGGAUCAAGCCUCGGGUGGGCCGCAACGCAUCAGACACGCUGGCAGCUCAUCGAAAAUGGCUGGACCGUGUGCUUCCUUCGGUGGUGUCACAAUACAACGCGGCUUUGUCACGCGCGGCGCGGUUGAAUGUUGACAGGAGGGGCGGCAAGAAGGCUGCACGGCAUGGAGGGGGUCGGAUGAGUGUCACAUAG